Messenger RNA from Hydra vulgaris (swiftwater hydra), 1600 nucleotides. RefSeq lists its product as uncharacterized. Gene Ontology annotation, biological process: regulation of DNA-templated transcription; spermatogenesis. Gene Ontology annotation, molecular function: protein dimerization activity; DNA-binding transcription factor activity, RNA polymerase II-specific; RNA polymerase II cis-regulatory region sequence-specific DNA binding. Gene Ontology annotation, cellular component: nucleus. The record is from RefSeq and is a predicted model, not a curated record. NCBI's taxonomy places the organism in Eukaryota, Metazoa, Cnidaria, Hydrozoa, Anthoathecata, Hydridae.
UCAAAAAGAAAGAGACGAUUUUGUAAGUCAAACUAAAACUAAUACAAGGGAAGUGAUAAAAUUUGCACAGCGAGAUAAUGUCAAAGCAAGUGAUCAACAUAUUGAUUGUGACGACAUUCGAAGAAUCUGGAGAAAUUCAACUGCUGAGUGCACAUGCUACCUACUUGAAUAAUAAUACCAAUGUCCUAUAUUGCUUACCAGAUGACGCAUUGCAACAGUGCAACCAAGUCAGUUAUAAAAUCAUUUUCACGGAUGUAGAUCUAUCGCGCAAUAAUGAAAUGUUGAGGAUCAUAACAUCCAUUAGAAAAAAAUGUUCUAAAAACAAAGACACACCCAUAAUAGCUGUCCAUCAACGACAUAAUAAUGACGAUUUAGAUUAUUAUGGAGUAACAGAUGUUUACAAAGGCGAGCUUAACAAUACUGUCGUCAAGGAAAUUCUAGAUAAAUACAAGUUAGUAUUUGAGUCCACAAAUUUACUAGAAGAUAAUGAAGAUAGUGAGUCAACAAAUGGAAAAAAAACUCGAGACGAAAAUAUAUUGACUGCAUCUGUACCUAAUUCCAACAUAGCAGGUAAAAAGGAAGAGCAUCAUUUUUCUUCACAGAAGAGUCCAUCAUUUGUGGUGUCAUCAAGUUGCUUAAUUAGUAACGGAAGUUCCAAAGUUUCUUUAAAAUCAAUAAAUAAAGACUAUGCACCUAAUCCCACUCGAAAUCUUUAUCGCACUCCAAUUCCUCGCAAUAAAACCCUUAAAGAACUUCAUCAUAUGAGCUAUCAACCAAAUAUAAACGAAACAAUGCGAAAAUAUCCUUUUAUACCACCUAGCCAUAAUUUGAAUUCUUCUUAUAACAUGCCCUAUAUGGUUAGUGGUUUACCAGGAUCUGCCGACAUGAAAAUUACUAUGAUGCCAGAUGACGUUACAAAACAUAGCACUAAAGAACGAUUGAGAAGGGAAAGGAUUAAAGAGUGUUGCGAUCAAAUGCGAGAUAUGUUACCAAGAUAUUCUGGUCAUACAAGAAAAAUAGAUAUGGCUACUGUUUUAGAGUUAACUGUCUUAUACAUUCGCGUUAUUCAAAUGCAUUCGCCGGCAGUUGUCCUUGAUCAAUGUUCACAAAUUUUUCAAAACUUCUGCCGUCAGGUUACAGAAAAAAUGAAAGAGAGUGAAGAUUCACUUGUAAAGGAAUAUACAAAGUCAACUAAAAAGUCAAAUGAUACGAAAUCAUCGUUGCUAAGCAUGGCAAAUCUCGUUUAUCUUAAUCAUAACUAUCCACGGUGUUCUGAGGAAUCUAUGUCACCUUUCACACAAUAUUUGCGCAACAAUCCCUUUCAACCAAUUGAGUACCUUGGUAUUGGUAUACCAACCAAUGAAUUAUACCAACAGCAGCUAUCCCAUCAAACCCAAUAUGCUGCUUCAACGCAUCUACAAAAAGAUCAUUUAUUCACAGAUAGUAGUAUAAACUCCGAACAAAGUGUAUACGGAAGCCAUUUUUAACUUUAACUUAUAUUUUAAAACUUUUUAAAAGUUUUAUAUAAAUAAUUAGAACUUAUUAUGUUUAUGAGUGCUUUUGUAAUCACUGAAUAAUAAAAAAGAGUAGUUGUUAUGUU